Molecule: messenger RNA, 2412 nt
Organism: Hemiscyllium ocellatum (epaulette shark)
Lineage: Eukaryota; Metazoa; Chordata; Chondrichthyes; Orectolobiformes; Hemiscylliidae
Product: volume-regulated anion channel subunit LRRC8C-like
Exons: 4
Coding region: 22-2412 (796 amino acids)
Molecular function (GO): protein binding
Source: RefSeq, a predicted model, not a curated record
GGUAACCUCGAUGAAUUAGAAAUGAUUCCAGUCACAGAACUAUCAUAUUUUGGAGAACAAGACCCAGCAUUCAAAAUCCUGAAACCCUGGUGGGAUGUGUUUGCAGAAUAUCUGACCCUUCUAAUGGUUUUGGUCUCAAUGUUUGGAGGAGCACUGCAGGUAUCAAGUGAGCAGAUUCUGUGUAUCCCAGUUCCAGAGGGUCUCUCCAUUCAAGAGCGCCAAUGGAACCACUCUAUUUUGGAGGAGCUCAAUCUUAGUGUGUUUGCUACUGGAUUCCAGACUGGCCUAGAUGUCCAGCAAUAUUACCUUAUUAAUCAGUGGUGCUAUGAUAAUGCAGUUAUUUGGUUUUCCAAAUAUUUCCCUUAUCUGGUACUUCUGCAUUCUCUGAUAUUUUUAAUCAGUAGCAAUUUUUGGUUCAAAUUUCCUGGCACAAGUUCGAAGAUUGAACAUUUUAUAACUGUGCUUGGGAAAUGCCUAGACUCUCCAUGGACCACCAAAGCGCUAUCAGAAACAGUAUAUGAGGAUCCAUUGAAAGUUGAUUCUUCUGAGUCAUUGUCCCAAGAGAUGACUUUCAGCAAUGACAUCCAUGAAGCAGAUAAAGUUUCUCUUUUAUCUAAAGGUUCCUCACAAGCUUUGAAAGCUGCUGGUGGUAUAAUGGUGGACAACUCCUCAGUGAAAAUUUUGGAUAAAAAAGAAGGUGAACAAGCAAAAUCAUUGUUUGAAAAGGUGAAGAAGUUCCGCCUCCACACAGAAGAGGGAGACAUUCUCUAUACAAUGUACUUGAAUCAGACCAUUGUCCGAGCUGUACAAAGUGUUGUUAUCCUUGUCUACAUCAGCAUUUUCAUUCCUCAAAUGUGUAACAACAUUCACUGCGUUGAUGCACUGCACAUCACAGGAUUCACUGACUUCUUCUGCAUUCAUGGUUUAUGGAGGAUGUUUCGAAUGUUAUCCUUAGUAUAUAUAACUGCAAUUGUCUUAUACAGUUGCACAUGUCUGUACACACUGCACUGGAUACUCUAUUACAAAUUAAAAGAGUAUUCAUUUGAAAAUGUGAGGGUUGAGACUGGGAUGGAUGAUAUUCCUGAUGUAAGAAACGAUUUUGCAUUCUUGCUUCAUCUUAUCGAUCAAUAUGACAAACUUUAUGCCAGGAAGUUUGCUGUGUUCCUGUCAGAUGUGAGUGAGAACAAACUUCUUCAGCUCAAUUUGAAUCAUGAGUGGAGUCAAGAGCGACUAAAGCAGCGUCUCAUCACAAACAUUGAGAACAAAGUUGAGAUGCACCUCUUCAUGAUGCCUGGAAUUCCAAUCCAGGUUUAUGACCUGACUGAGAUUGAGGUGUUAAAGCUGGAACUCAUCAAAGGUGUUGCCAUUUCUGCAGCCAUCUCCAACCUCAAAAUGAUGAAAGAAAUGUGGUUAUACAAUUGUUCAGUUAAGGUGGAAAGGCAGGCACUUUUAUUCUUGAAGGAGAAUUUGAUAACUUUACGUGUACGGUUUGGUAUUGCUGAUGAAAUACCUCCAUGGAUAUUCACCUUGAAAAGUUUGCGUGAGCUCUAUAUUGAAGGGCAACUGCAAACAGACAGCAAAAUCUCCACAGCUCUGCAAAUGUUUCGUGAGCUCCCUAAGGUAGACACUUUGCAUCUGAAAACUAAUAUAACUAAGCUGCCAACUGCAAUUUUAGACAUGGCACCUCACCUUCUAUGCUUGAUAAUUCACAACGAAGGUGUAAAAAUAACAUCUCUUGCAACCAUUAAGAAGCUUUUCUGCCUGACUCUCUUGAGGCUGCUCCACUGUAAUUUGGAAAGAAUUCCUAGUGCCAUCUUCAGCUUGACCAACUUACAGGAACUGGAUCUCAAAGACAACAACCUAAGUUCGACAGAGGAGCUUGCCAGUUGCCAAAACCUUCGAAAGCUCAUCUGUCUCAGAUUGUGGCAUAACAACAUCUCUUCAAUUCCUGUUCACAUUGCCAAAAUUGCUAACCUUGAAAUGCUUUAUCUGAAUAAGAACAAGAUUGAAUUCCUGCCUCCAAGUUUGUUUAAACUUACAAAGCUACUCUUCCUAGAUGUCUCACACAAUCACAUCUCCAAGAUCCCUCCUGAUAUAGACCAGCUCGUAGAGCUGCAGCAUUUUGCUAUAGAAUGCAAUAAGGUGACCGAAUUACCAGAAAACCUUUUCUCUUGCACCAAGCUUCGGGUGCUCAAUAUCUCACAUAAUAAUUUAACUCACCUUUCUCCUUCAAUUGGACGUCUUCGGCAACUGCAAUUUCUGGACAUUAAAGUCAACAAACUGGAUAAACUUCCAGUUGAAUUGGGACAAUGUGUUUUCCUCCACAAAAACCAACUGAUUGUAGAAGAUGAUAUUUUUAAAACCCUACCUCUGGAAGUCAGGGAGCAGAUUACAAAUAUCACAUCAAGCUAA